AGCUAUGCAGACGAUCAAGUGCGUGGUGGUGGGUGAUGGUGCUGUGGGAAAAACCUGCCUACUCAUCUCCUACACAGCGAACAAGUUCCCCUCGGAGUACGUACCAACGGUUUUUGAUAACUAUGCGGUAACAGUGGUGAUUGGAGGAGAGCCUUACGCCCUAGGCCUCUUUGAUACAGCAGGUCAGGAAGACUAUGAUAGAUUAUGACCCCUCAGCUAUCCACAGACAGAUGUAUUUCUGGUCUGUUUUUCAGUGGUAUCUCCUUCUUCAUUUGAAAAUGUGAAAGAAAAGUGGGUACCCGAAAUUACUCACCACUGUCCAAAGACUCCUUUCCUUCUUGUUGGGACCCAAAUUGGUCUAAGAGAUGAUCCCUCAACAAUUGAGAAACUUGCCAAGAACAAGCAGAAGCCCAUAACUCCAGAGACGGCUGAGAAACUGGCCCAGGACCUGAAGGCUGUCAAACACGUGGAAUGCUCUGCGCUCAUGCAGAAAGGCCUAAAGAAUGUAUUUGAUGAAGCGAUAUUGGCUGCCCCGGAGCCUCCAGAGCUGAAGAAGACCCGCAGAUUGGCUGGUCCUUUUUUGCCCCUGACAGAAUAUGCUCUUAUCCCUACAUCCUAAGUAGACGAGGAAGAGAGUUCAAGCAAGGCAAAUGAAUGAUAAUGUACCUUUAUAAAAAUAAUAAUUGUUUGUCUUUUGACACAUCAGAGAGAGAACAAAGAAGAUAGAUGUGCCUUCCUUUUCUUCAGCCAAUGUAGUGAGCUACUGAAGAGGUCCUGUUACUACUCCAAGCAGAGAUGACAAAGUGUUGGUCAUGCAAAGGCUAGUUUCAAAGCAAACACUACAGAUCAAUUUUAAUUUCUAUUGUUCUCUUUUUAUCUCCCUUCUCCCCCAUCUCUCUGCUUUCCUCUCCAUCUUCUGUUUCCCCCCAUUUUCCUUCCUUCCCCUCCAUCACCUUCCUUUCCCCUAUCUUCCUCUUUCAUCAAUACCUCCACCAUUUUCCUCUCAAUCUCCUUCCUCUCAGCAGCACCUCCCAUUUUCCACCAUACCUGCCCCCUCUCCCACCCCACACAGCAUUUAUCCCUUUUCCCCCAAACUCAGAGCACCUGAGUCCUGUUGGAGUCUCCUCCCACCCCAGGUGUGACCACUUUACCCUCCCUGCCUACUCCCCUAUUUAAGUCACUCCAGGGAAAGCAGAAGCCUCAAGCUUGCCCAAUUGGGCAGAGGGAUCCUUCUCUCAUCACUCUGGUGACAAGAGAGCAGGAAAUUCCCUGUUUCAUGUACCACCCACACUUGCUUGCUCUUCCUCAGAGAAGGGUGCUCCUGGCUUCAUCAGAGCAGACAGAGCCUGGCUCCACCAACUGAUCUCAUUUUUGGCUUCCCUGAUGUUCCUAAGUCUUUCAACUCUAUCUUGCAAUUUUUCAACCUCUCCUUGAAGCUGUGCUGCCUGGCUGAGCAGAAGAUUUUGCUUGGGAUUCAUAAAGAGUUUCACAAGUAGCCAGCUGCUGUUUCAACCCUCACAGUCAGCUGGACCCUUAGUAACACAAGCCUCGUAUUUUCACUGGAGAAGUACCUGUCCAUUUUACAAUAGGCAUGGUGCAAUCAUUAUACACUUAAUGUAAUAAACGUGUGUUUGCUAAACCCUGGCUCCAAGGAAAAUCUUUCACAAGAGGUGCUGUUUUCAGUGCUAUGUUUAUUGCUUGCCUAUCUCAAUCAAAGCCUAACUCCUAUGCCCAAGGGAGACAUCUUCACUUAUGACUUGGCACAGUGUGUACUUAACAGAUGGACAGAAGCAUAAGUAGCCAAAAGCUGGUACUCUGUGCGCAUUUAGGGUGUUUGCUGAUGACAGGCUUCUCAGAGAGGAAUUUUCAAACAGCUGUCAAUCCUAAAGCUACAACCCCAUCUUUAAAAUUGAUGGAGCUCUACUAAUUCAGCUUUGAGAUAUUCCUGCUGAAAAAAAAAAAGUCUAAAAGACAAGUUCCAGCCUAUGCAAGGAGAACAUUGACUAGGGAUUUUUAAUUCCAUGGUGCAUGUGAGCUGCAGCAAGGGAGAAUGCAUAAGGCUUGACUCCUGGAGCACUGCAUUCUGACAUUAUCUUCUACUUGCCUCUGUGAUAAUGUCCUUUACUAAACACAGCUGAAAGCUGAAGCUUCUGGGAGAUGUUUGGAAACCAGGCCAAGUAGAAUGGUAUCUUUUCACCACAGAUAGGCAUUUAUGCACAAAUACACAUUCAUGCAGCUUAAAUCUCAGUGGCCACUGAGGACAUCAGCGCUUCCAAAUUGUCACAUUCAUACAGGGUCAAGAAAGGCAAAGCGAGCUGAUUAUUUCAAAUGUUCAGAAGGUUCUGCAGAAAAUCCACUUUUUCCUCCCAAAUCCUUUUUAUCUUUGGAGUCAAGGGAUCACAUAGUGAAUCUGAUUGGCUCUGUCAAGAAGAGCAGGACUUCUGUGUUAUCUUCAAACAUCUGUGAUAAAUAUUUGAUCUGUGGCAUUCUGUUUCAGGGAACUAUUGCAAACAGGGAUGAUAACAAGGAAAUCUCUUCAUUGUAAUCAAUUCUGCUAAGCAUCUCUGGAAGCUGUAGAGGAUACUCGUGCAGCACACAUUCUCCGUGGAAGGGUACAAAGUCGUGUGGUCAGAGUUCUGUCCUACAUUCUCCCCUGUCCAUACUUCCAGUGCUUCAUAACACUGUUCCAGACACCUAUUCUCUCUCCACUUUGAUAUAGCUGUUCAGAAGAGAUUGCAGCAAUUAUUAUUUCCCAUUUAAAUGAUUUUUUUUUUUUAAUCAGCUGAUGCUUGAUGUGUGCUUUGAGGUUUUACCUGUAAAACAUUAAUAGAUCAAUGCACAAUGUUUAGGAAGAGUAAAUUAAAAUUGCUGUUAUGGAAUGCUUGUCACAAUGCUUUCAUCUAUGAAUGUAUGUAAGUGUCAUCAGCUGUAAGAACAUAAAUAGAAUUAAAUCAUGAUUAAGUGAUAUAAA
Molecule: messenger RNA, 2971 nt
Organism: Pogoniulus pusillus (Red-fronted tinkerbird)
Lineage: Eukaryota; Metazoa; Chordata; Aves; Piciformes; Lybiidae
Product: cell division control protein 42 homolog
Exons: 4
Biological process (GO): endocytosis; regulation of filopodium assembly; modification of synaptic structure
Cellular component (GO): dendritic spine
Molecular function (GO): GTPase activity; GTP binding; protein kinase binding
Source: RefSeq, a predicted model, not a curated record